Oryzias melastigma (Indian medaka) is the source of this 2428-nucleotide messenger RNA. Its product is annotated as vertebrate ancient opsin. Lineage: Eukaryota; Metazoa; Chordata; Actinopteri; Beloniformes; Adrianichthyidae. The record is from RefSeq and is a predicted model, not a curated record. Gene Ontology annotation, biological process: visual perception; G protein-coupled receptor signaling pathway. Gene Ontology annotation, molecular function: G protein-coupled receptor activity. Gene Ontology annotation, cellular component: photoreceptor outer segment; membrane. The coding region runs from base 763 to 1980 and encodes 405 amino acids. The transcript has 4 exons.
ACUUAUUUAAGUUUGCAGCACAAAUGAAUGUCAUAGUGUCCGUUUUUGGUUUCUUAAACUUAAAAAAAGCAGAAAAGAGGGUGAAGUCAAUUAUUUGCAAUCCGAAGUCAAAGACACGCAUGUAAACUCCCAAUCUAAGCAAGCGUGGUGUGUAAUAAGGAGCCGAUCAUAUGUGGAGGAGCUGGUGAGCGGCUUCAGCACCACGGACAGCGCCGCGCAUCGUCAAACCGCAGCGCGGCACCUGGAGGAGCUCCUGAAAGUAGAAGACGCUCCUCAGCUGAGCGCAGCGCUCCCGGAGACGCACGGCUGACGUCCACGCCGCUCUCCUCCUCCACACACGAACACGCGCAGCCAAACAGAACACGUCAGCUGCCGGAGAGCGGGUAACAGUGAUUUAAAUGCGGGCAGAGAGGGAAGGUGUCUGCUUGAGAUAAGAGCGACUCUGGGAGGAGUGAGUCACAGACUGCCACACGGUGGAGCAAAACCCGACCAAACUUUAUUCAGUUAUUUAUUUAUUUAUUGGCCAAAUUCCCCCCUCCCUCCCCAAAAACCACCACCCCCUCACAAACUAAGAUAGAAAGUUUUGAAAUUCCCCCUUAAACUAUUUAUCAUGCUUGAUUCUUCGCUUUGACGUGCCUUUUUUCCAAACAAGUUUUGCUUUCAGCAACUCUUCUUUUUUAUAUUAAAAGAGAAAAAAAAAGCAAAGAAAAUGUAGUUGAGGCCGUGGCCUCCCGCUGUGCCACCGCAGUGACACGGACUGCCAUGCUGGUGUCCAACGUGAGCCUGAGCGGCUGUGCGGAGUUCAACAGCGCUCUGUGCGCCGGAGCCGGGGAAGGGCACCUGGGGGGCGGUUCAUACCGGACCACCCUCAGCCCGACAGGACACCUGGUCGUGGCCGUGUGCCUCGGCUUCAUCGGUACUUUCGGACUGGUCAACAACCUGCUGGUGCUCGUGCUCUUCUGCCGUUACAAGAUGCUGCGGUCUCCCAUCAACCUGCUGCUGAUUAACAUUUCCAUCAGCGACCUGCUCGUGUGCGUGCUGGGGACUCCGUUCAGCUUCGCGGCCAGCACGCAGGGAAGGUGGCUCAUCGGAGAAGGGGGCUGCGUUUGGUACGGUUUCGCCAACUCCCUCUGCGGCAUCGUUUCCUUGAUCUCCCUGGCUGUUCUUUCCUAUGAGCGCUACAGCACCAUGAUGACCCCCGCUGAGGCAGACUCCUCCAACUACCGCAAAAUCUCCUUGGGCAUCGUCUUGUCUUGGGCUUAUUCCCUCCUGUGGACUGUGCCUCCGCUCUUUGGCUGGAGCCAUUAUGGUCCGGAGGGUCCAGGGACCACCUGCUCUGUCGACUGGACGGCCAAGACGGCCAAUAACAUAUCAUACAUCAUCUGUUUGUUUGUCUUCUGCCUCAUUGUGCCCUUCAUGGUGAUCGUCUUCUGCUACGGGAAGCUACUGUAUGCAAUCAAACAGGUGAGUGGGAUCAAUGUGUCAAUGAGCAGAAAGCGGGAGCAGCGAGUUUUGUUCAUGGUGGUUAUCAUGGUGAUCUGUUACCUGCUGUGCUGGCUGCCGUAUGGUAUCAUGGCUUUGCUGGCCACCUUUGGGCCACCGGACCUGGUCACACCAGAAGCAAGCAUCAUUCCUUCAGUCCUGGCCAAGACGAGCACCGUCAUCAACCCAGUCAUCUAUGUCUUUAUGAAUAAACAGUUUUUCAGAUGCUUCCAGGCCAUGCUGCGAUGUAAAGCUCCUCUACGAGGCUCCAGCGUCAAAAGCUCCUCUAAGGUUGCCACCAAGGGCAUGCGGGGGGUGGCAGUGACUGGUCCCCGGCGCACCAACGAUUUCCUAUUUUUGGUAGCCUCACUGGGUCAACCAGCCGCCGCCGUGCCCCAACUGGGACCAUCGUGUGAACCCACCAAUGAUAUCACCAAAGCCCACUCCUCAGACAACAAACCUGUUGUGGUGUCACUAGUGGCCCACUUUGAUGGUUGACAACUACCUAUGUUGUUAUGAAGCAUCACAGCUUUUCAAGUCUUCAACAUAAGGGGGGAGCAGCAGCCUGGCUGUGCAUGUGGCACAAGGGCUGCUUUUGCGCCAAAUCUCUCUUGGCUAGAGACGGAUUGAAAACAAAGAGAAGCAUUUGGGAUGUCCCUGGAUAUUAUUUGAGACAGUAAACCCGCAGAAGCCGAGUGUCUCAGUGAAGUCGGGAUUGCUGAAUGGAUCUUUCUUUUAGACAACAGUGGAGUGACUCUACAAAAACAGAAAAAGUAUUUCUUAGAGGUCAAGAAAGAAGAACUGAGUGUAUUUUUGUAACUAUUUCAUUUUGACAAGUCAAAUGAUUAUAAAAUAUGUUUAUUGUAAUAGAUUUAUAAUUCUUAUAAAAUAUUGAUGAGUCCAAAAAUGAAGAGUUUAGAAAAUAAAAACUUCUAGUCUACUCUAA